This is a messenger RNA of Triticum turgidum subsp. durum (durum wheat), 699 nucleotides long. NCBI's taxonomy places the organism in Eukaryota, Viridiplantae, Streptophyta, Magnoliopsida, Poales, Poaceae. The record is from the annotation of a GenBank genome assembly.
AUGAGUCCCACGUCGCCUCGGCAGCCCGGCUUCGGCGCCGGCGGGCAGCGCCAGCAAGCCGCCGCCGCCGCCGCCACCACUCCGUUCAAGAUCCACAGGGACUCCCACCUCAUACACAAGGGCGCCGCGGCCGGCGCAUCCGCGUCCUCGCCGCCCUCCUCCUCGUCCACCAACUCCUCCGUCUCCUCCUCCCCCGGCGUCGGCCAGCAGCGGCCGGCGCCGAGGCCGAAGCAGCAGCAGCAGCAGAAGCAGCCUGUCAUCAUCUACACGCACUCCCCCAAGGUGAUCCGCACCAGCCCGCGCGACUUCAUGUCCAUCGUGCAGAAGCUCACCGGCCUUGAGAGCGCCGCCGCGUCAGCGGUCACCGGCGCCGCGCAGGACGAAUCGUCGUCGUCGUCGACGGAGAGCUGCGCCAAUGCCCACGCCAGUGCCGUGCCGCCGCCACCGCCUCCGCCCCAGUACAUGGAUCCACCUCAGCUAAUGCCGCCGCCGGCGCAGCUGGAUCACGCGCACUUCAUGCCGGACAUGCCGCUGUUCGCGCCCUCGGAGCAUCAGCAGCACAUGCUCUGCGCCUCCAGGGGCGGCCUCUACGGCCACUUCGCGCCCACGGUGGAAGCCGUGUCGCUCGGCGGCCCGGCGAACAUGCACGACGGCGCCGCCUCUGUGGGGUGUUCUCCCCGUCCAUGGUGGAGGCGAUGA